This is a messenger RNA of Plutella xylostella (diamondback moth), 1326 nucleotides long. RefSeq names its product sodium channel protein Nach. Gene Ontology annotation, cellular component: plasma membrane. NCBI's taxonomy places the organism in Eukaryota, Metazoa, Arthropoda, Insecta, Lepidoptera, Plutellidae. The record is from RefSeq and is a predicted model, not a curated record. Gene Ontology annotation, biological process: sodium ion transmembrane transport. Gene Ontology annotation, molecular function: ligand-gated sodium channel activity.
AUGAAGAGGGCUGCGCUGGCCGCCCUAACUGGCUUUCUAUCGAAGACCACUCUUCACGGGUUCAAGUAUUUAAAUGCCCCGUGUAAGGGCGAUCGCCUGCUCUGGCUGCUAGUCUGUGCAUCAAGCGCGUGUUGCGCAGGGGUGCUCUGCGCGGUUCUGUGGUGGCGGUUCACGCAGGUUCCCACGGUGCUGUCGUUACAGACCACAGACUACACCGGCGCCAUGCCCGACGUGGGCGUCUGUGUGCCGGCCAAUGAUGUGGCUGAGGCGGUCGUGGAUAGCUUAAGCUACAACAGAAGCCAACAAUCCAUAUCAGCCCUAGACCGCAUCCUCCGCGGCCUCCCAGCGCCAGAGACAGACCUGUCACAUCUGGAACAGCUGUUCAAAGACAACAACUUGACGCUACAGUCGGCGCUAUUGCGAGUGACGCCAUCUUGUGAAGGCGUGGUGAAGCGAUGUCGCCUCGAUAGUGUGGAAGUACCUUGUGAGGGGGUGGUUAAAAGGGAGGUUACGAUGUUUGGCGUUUGCUGUAUAGUAAGGCCUGUUAGAAAUGAUCAAUCAAAUUCCAAAAGUACAAUUAAACAGCUAGAGUUGGUUUUGAACUGUUCUUCCGAGUUGGGAUGUCACGGGUUUGAUCUGAUAGCGCAGUCCCCCGGCUCCGCCUGGGUUCCCGUCAGCUCGCUAGACUCUGGCUUCCUCUACGAGGCGGCGCUGAAGUUCCACUCCGUCCGGGGCCACGGGGACCAGGUCAUCGACCCCUCCUGUGUGGAGGGGGAUGGGUAUUCCAGGAGCGGCUGUAUGAAAGCAUGUAGAGAGCAGGCCUGCGGGUGCACUGACCCUCUAGUCACGUUAGAAGACUCCAGUCUACCCCGUGGAGAUAAACUGCCUCCGUGCUUGAUGGUGCAGCUGGCCUGUUUGAGGACUUUUAAACGUGUGGGCGCCUGCAGCCACUGCAUCCGCUCAUGUAAGACCAUCACCACCGCCAUGUCGCUGAAGCAGAGCCGCCUGGACGCGCUGCAGUUCACCUAUGACCCUUUCUACAUCAACACUAGUGGCUCUGGGUACAUCGCGGUGGAGCUGCGCGUGCGCCGCGCGGGCUCGCACGUGUUCGCGAGGACGCCCACCGAGUCCUGGCUCACUCUGCUCUCGUCCCUCGGUGGAGUAUUCAACAUGUUCCUCGGCGUGGGGCUGUUCAGUGCUCUGGAGCUAGUCUACUUCCUCGCAGUGAAGACGCCUGCAGCCAUACGCAAGGGUAUGGAGAUGAGAGUGACCUCAGCUCCCGUCAGGCGGGUGGAUAGCAGACAACAUCCGUUUGAAAUUGGGUAG